Messenger RNA from Sphenostylis stenocarpa, 579 nucleotides. The record is from the annotation of a GenBank genome assembly. Lineage: Eukaryota; Viridiplantae; Streptophyta; Magnoliopsida; Fabales; Fabaceae.
AUGGCGGAUCCAAUCGAGAAGGCUCUGAUCGCGUUUGCGCUCUUAGCUUCUUUGUUGUUGUGCUCACACGCUUCCUCUGACGUUCCCUUCAUCGUCGCACACAAGAAGGCCUCCCUCAACAGACUUAAGUCUGGUUCCGAAAGGGUCUCCGUCACCAUCGACAUCUACAACCAAGGAACCUCAACGGCAUAUGAUUUAAGUUUAUUGGAUGAGAACUGGCCUAGUGAUGCUUUUGACGUAAUCACGGGCAGCACUUCAAAGUCAUGGGAAAGGCUUGAUGCUGGUGGCAUCCUUUCUCACACAUUUGAGUUGGAGGCAAAAACAAAGGGAUUAUUUGCUGGUGAACCAGCUGUCAUAAAGUUCCGUGUUCCCACAAAGGCGGCUUUGCAGGAGGCAUAUUCAACUCCCAUAUUGCCUUUGGAUGUUCUUGCUGAUAGACCUCCUGAGAAGAAGUUUGAAUGGAGGUUGCUGGCUAAGUAUGGAUCUCUAAUCUCAGUGGUCUCCAUCGUGGUGCUGUUUGUAUAUUUGGUAGCUACUCCAUCAAAAUCCAGCGCAAAAGGAAGCAAGAAGAAGCGUUAA